AUGAAAUACCCCAAAAAUAGCUAUGAUAACCAUAAAAAUAUACCUAUUAUAAUAAAUAAUUUUGAUAUUAAAUCAGAAUCGGCAGCAACUCUAAUUAAAGAGGACAAUUCUAAAAUCAUUUUAAAUAGUCAAACUGAAGUUAUAUUUAACGCAACUAAUUCCAACAAAUCUCAAAGGAAAAGAAAUAUUGUACCUUCGUCACGUGGAAAAUUGAAAAAAUAUACUCGUGUAGUUCGUAUACAAAAAAUGCACUUAAAACGUAAAAGACAUGGAAGCAACAUAAAUAAAAACUUAACGACAUGCUGUAAAAAUGAAAAAACAAAUUACACUAAUCAGAAACUGCUCCACAGAUUGUUUUGUUCUAACUCUUUAUCAAAAACAGUUUCUCGUACAAGAGUACUAAAAAAAGUUUUGGCUAAAGAAAAUUUACUAGAAGAUAAACAUACACCUGACAUAAUAUCUUCUGAAAGUGGGUCCAGCCAAGAUACACUGACACGUAAAAACAGUGAAUCAUCUAAUAACGAUGAUAAUAAUACGAGGACUUUUAAUUCAGUAAUAGAAAUUCCAUUGAUAGAUCAAAUAAGUAUUCCAAAUGUGAUCCAAAUUGAAGAAAAUGGAGAACUAAAGUCUAAGAGCUCUCAUGGAAACAAAACAAAUCUUUAUAAAACAGAUGUUAUGAACGUAGCAGUUGCUCAAAUUAAUAACGCAUCUAUAUUAACGAACGAUUUUAAUAACGAACGAACAGCAACAGGAACUCAUCAAAUUUUACGACAAAGUUUAACGAGCGCUGAAAGUUUUGAAAGUCAAUCUGAUACUAUUACAUCUACUUCAUUUCUUGAAUCUUCAAAAGAAGAUAGCGAAGUUUAUUUAAAUAAUAUAACUUUAAAAGAAGAUAGAAAAAGCAGUGUAACUCUCAUAGGAGGAUCUAUUCUCGCCAGUGAAAGUGAUAACUUUUUUAUAGCAAAAGCUAGUUCAUAUUUCAAAGAACAAUGUAAUUCUGACAAGACUUUAGCGAGAGAACCUCUGAAUGAUAUAAUAAAACCUGUUACAGUAGUAAUAUCUAGUCAAGACUUAAAGCCAACUUUAUUAGAUACCAUUAUUAAUAUGGGUAUGUUUCCCAUGGCACCGGGGAACGAAUCUGCUAAUGUACGUAAUGAUUUAAACAACGUUAUAGUAACAGGAAAAAAUAAAAAAUUACACAUGAGUAGAUUAGAAGAUACAAUCAAUGGAAAAAUCUCGAAAAACGUAACCCAAAAAACGUUUAGCACAGACGAUUCUAAUAAUCCUCACAUAAUUAUCUUACCAAAUGAAAAUACAAUUAAGGAAAUUUUAACAGAAACUGAAAUGUCACAAAAGAAAACAUGCUCAGAGGAAUCUCGCAACUAUGCACCAGUUACGGAAUUGUGGGAAAAGAUUGCGCAAUUUCUAGAUAUAACUAUGAGAAGAAUGGAAGAAUCGUUAAUAGAGAAAAUUAGACAUGAACUUAAGGAUGUUGUGUCAAAAUUCGAACAUUUUAGUCCUAUUUCAGAACCAAAAACCAAAAGCCAGCCAAAAAUCUAUGAAUUAGAUCAAAUAGAAAUAGGUCAUCCAAAAUCUUUGGAUGAAAACUUACAAUGCCGUUUGAUUCAAAAUGAAAUAAUCGACGAAUUACUUAUUAAAAUAAAUAACAAAGAAUUAAAAUGUCUCGCGAAGGAGAAAAAUGAAUAUAGUUUAGAAAUAAUAAAACCACCAAUCCCUUGCACUUCGAUAGUGAGGGGACAGGACUCGAUUACUAUGGAGAGAUUUAAAAAUCGAACCUUGAGUAAAUACCGAUUUUUUUCACUUCCCUUUAGAUUUAUUAGAGAAAAUAUGUUGGUUAUUGUGAGUGCGCCGUUAUUUUGUUUCACUUUGUUUUUGAUAUACAGUUUCCUUGUUAUAUUAAAAAUAAUUUGG
Brenthis ino (lesser marbled fritillary) is the source of this 1932-nucleotide messenger RNA. Lineage: Eukaryota; Metazoa; Arthropoda; Insecta; Lepidoptera; Nymphalidae. The record is from the annotation of a GenBank genome assembly.